Messenger RNA from Callorhinus ursinus (northern fur seal), 2049 nucleotides. It is a transcript of the gene EBF2, whose product is annotated as EBF transcription factor 2. NCBI's taxonomy places the organism in Eukaryota, Metazoa, Chordata, Mammalia, Carnivora, Otariidae. Gene Ontology annotation, molecular function: DNA-binding transcription factor activity; DNA binding. The record is from RefSeq and is a predicted model, not a curated record. Gene Ontology annotation, biological process: regulation of DNA-templated transcription.
AUGUUUGGGAUUCAAGAUACUUUAGGAAGAGGACCAGCUCUGAAAGAGAAAUCACUGGGUGCCGAGAUGGAUUCGGUCAGGUCCUGGGUCCGGAAUGUCGGCGUGGUGGACGCCAAUGUCGCGGCGCAGAGCGGAGUUGCCCUAUCCCGGGCCCACUUUGAGAAGCAGCCUCCUUCUAACUUGAGGAAAUCCAACUUCUUUCACUUCGUUCUGGCGCUCUAUGACAGGCAGGGGCAGCCAGUGGAGAUUGAGCGCACAGCCUUCGUUGAUUUUGUGGAGAACGACAAAGAACAAGGCAACGAGAAGACCAACAACGGUACCCACUAUAAGUUACAGCUCCUCUACAGCAAUGGCGUGCGCACCGAGCAGGACCUGUACGUCAGGCUCAUCGACUCGGUCACCAAGCAGCCCAUAGCUUAUGAGGGACAAAAUAAGAAUCCAGAAAUGUGCCGAGUUCUCCUGACGCACGAAGUGAUGUGCAGUCGAUGUUGCGAGAAGAAAAGUUGUGGGAACCGAAAUGAGACUCCUUCAGACCCCGUCAUCAUCGACAGAUUCUUUCUAAAAUUUUUCCUCAAGUGCAAUCAGAAUUGUUUGAAAACAGCGGGAAACCCGAGGGACAUGAGAAGGUUUCAGGUUGUGUUGUCAACAACAGUGAACGUGGAUGGACACGUGCUGGCUGUUUCUGACAACAUGUUUGUUCAUAACAACUCUAAGCAUGGCCGGAGAGCAAGAAGGCUGGACCCAUCAGAAGCUACCCCCUGCAUCAAAGCCAUUAGCCCAAGUGAAGGCUGGACCACAGGAGGAGCCAUGGUCAUCAUCAUUGGAGACAACUUCUUUGAUGGCCUCCAAGUGGUGUUUGGGACCAUGCUUGUAUGGAGUGAGCUAAUAACGCCUCAUGCCAUCAGAGUGCAGACUCCUCCUCGGCACAUCCCCGGAGUAGUGGAAGUGACAUUAUCUUAUAAGUCCAAACAGUUCUGCAAGGGAGCUCCAGGGAGGUUCAUUUACACAGCAUUAAAUGAACCCACCAUAGACUAUGGCUUUCAGAGACUGCAGAAGGUCAUCCCAAGGCAUCCCGGAGACCCAGAGAGAUUAGCUAAGGAGAUGCUAUUGAAAAGAGCUGCAGACCUAGUGGAGGCCCUCUAUGGCACACCACACAACAACCAGGACAUCAUUCUGAAGCGAGCUGCAGACAUUGCUGAAGCCCUGUACAGCGUCCCCAGGAAUCCCAGCCAGAUCCCAGCUCUCUCCAGCUCCCCAGCUCACAGUGGCAUGAUGGGCAUCAACUCGUAUGGCAGCCAGCUUGGGGUCAGCAUCUCGGAGUCAACACAGGGAAAUAAUCAAGGGUACAUCCGCAACACAAGCAGCAUCUCUCCGCGAGGCUACUCUUCCAGCUCCACCCCCCAGCAGUCUAACUACAGCACCUCCAGUAACAGCAUGAAUGGCUACAGCAAUGUCCCCAUGGCCAACCUGGGCGUCCCAGGGUCACCAGGAUUUCUAAACGGCUCCCCCACAGGCUCCCCUUAUGGAAUCAUGUCAUCAAGUCCCACUGUUGGAUCUUCUAGCACGUCCUCCAUCCUCCCAUUUUCCUCUUCAGUUUUUCCUGCUGUCAAACAGAAGAGUGCCUUUGCCCCUGUCAUCAGGCCACAAGGCUCCCCUUCACCUGCCUGCUCCAGUGGCAAUGGAAAUGGAUUCAGAGCCAUGACCGGACUUGUCGUGCCCCCAAUGUAAAGAAGAGGAAGAACUGCUUUCUUAUAGCACAAAACUACUUACUCUGAUGGACCAAUAAUGAAGAAAGCACUAGGAGCUCUUUGGGAAGAGUUGUGCCCCAGAAUGAACACGACGGACAGAUUUGAGUGUGCAAGGAGCUGCAUUUUACCUGGUCUCACGUUUCUCAUCUAGCUCUCAUGGUGGCUACACAAACUGACCCUCUUGGGGACAAGGACAAAAGAUGUCAUUGACGUAGUCAGUGCUAAGAGCAGAAAUGCAAUUCUUUGUUAUGAACAUUAUGAGAACCACCUUCCUAUGUUUGUAAAAUAUUUAAGAAAAAAA